AUGUUCACUCGUCGCCAGCUCUUGAACACGACCUCAGCCGUGCGCAUUGGUCGGUGUACAUUCACGAAGCGCACGAUGUCAUCCCUUGAUGUCCAUCCAAAUGAAGUCACAAAACCUGAGAACUUCCAACUCGUCAUCGUGGGCACGGGCUGGGCCGGGUACCAAAUGCUCACGCAAUGUCGGAAACACCUCGUCGAUAUUGAAGAAAACGUUGGUCGACCGGUUGACCUCGUCGUCGUAUCGAAACGCAACCACUUCCUUUACACGCCGUUACUGGCUAGCACGACCGUCGGAACGUUGGAGCCCCGCUCGAUAAUCGAGCCGCUUCGGGACAGUAUGUUCAGUCACGAGAGCGACUUUCACUUUGCCAACGUACGGAAUGUCAACCCCGAGCUCAAAGUCCUGAAUGUCGAGUCGGCUGUCACCGCUGAGAGCCGCGAUGGUAAAUACGACGUGAAGUACGAUGCCUUGGUGCUAGCAUGCGGCUCCAAUCCACUGACGUUCGGAUUGCCUGGCGUGGACCAGCACGCUUUCUUUCUUAAAGAGAUUCACCACGCGCAGAAGAUUCGCAAUCGCAUUCUUGAGAACUUUGAAAUUGCUACUCAGCCGAAUGUGACCCUUGAAGAGAAGCAGCGCUUGCUGCAUUUCGUCGUGGUUGGUGGCGGACCCACAGGAAUUGAGUUCUGUGCUGAGUUGUACGAUCUGGUGCAGCAGGACCUAGUACACAAGUACCCACAGACGUCCAAGCAUCUGGGCGUGACGCUGGUGGACUCGUGCGAGAUACUGAACGGAUUUGAUAAACACUUGCGUACUGUGGCCAUGCGUAAGAUCCAGAAACGCGACACGAUGGAUAUUGUCAAAAAGAACUGUAUCGAAGUCACUGCAGACGGUGUUAUAGUGGAGGGUGGCGAGAAGAUUCCGGCUGGUCUUGUUGUAUGGACUGCAGGUGUCGGCCCAAACGAACUUACCAAGGCUCUGACGGUAUUUGACAAGAGUGACCGUGGCAAUAUCCUGACCAACCAGUACUGCCAGGUCUUGGGUGCUGCGGAAGUUGAAGAGAAAUCUCCAUGGGGAAUGCCGCGGCGCUCGAAUGUAUUUGCAAUCGGUGACUGCGCUGAGAUCUUGGACUACCCACUGCCGGCGACGGCCCAGAAAGCGGAGACUCAGGCGAACUACCUUCUUUCGCUCUUUCGCGGUAAGAAUGUGGCACCAGCGAAACCGUACGCCUUUCGUAGCAAAGGCAUGAUGGCGUACUUGGGCUCGUACGAAGGACUUUUUGAGGCUCACCCCCGUGACGACGACAACAUCACGCUCAGUGGAUGGAAGGCAUGGUUUCUGUGGCGUAGUGCGUAUCUGACGAAGCUGGGAAGUUGGCGUCUCCGGGUGCAGGUGCCUCUGGACUGGCUCAAGGCGAUCGUUGUUGGCCGUGACGUGUCCAAGUUCUAA
Molecule: messenger RNA, 1446 nt
Organism: Peronospora matthiolae
Lineage: Eukaryota; Oomycota; Peronosporomycetes; Peronosporales; Peronosporaceae
Source: the annotation of a GenBank genome assembly